This is a messenger RNA of Amaranthus tricolor (Joseph's coat), 1589 nucleotides long. Its product is annotated as oleoyl-acyl carrier protein thioesterase 1, chloroplastic-like. Gene Ontology annotation, molecular function: acyl carrier activity; fatty acyl-[ACP] hydrolase activity. The coding region runs from base 211 to 1338 and encodes 375 amino acids. The transcript has 7 exons. Lineage: Eukaryota; Viridiplantae; Streptophyta; Magnoliopsida; Caryophyllales; Amaranthaceae. Gene Ontology annotation, biological process: fatty acid biosynthetic process. The record is from RefSeq and is a predicted model, not a curated record.
CUUUAUAUUGAGUAAUGAAAGCCUUUAACCAUGAAUCAAGAGUACUCCACUUCACAGUCAUGAUAUGAGAUCCUAAAUUCUCAUCGGUCUUAUCGAACAAUUCUCUACUCAAAAUCUCUUUAAAUCCACAAACAACUGAUUUAUACACACACAUAUAAUCUUACAAUUAAAAAGAACAGGAAAAAAGAGAGUAAUCACGCAAAAUAUAGGAUGUUGAAGUCAUCAUGCAAUUUACUAUCCGAUAAUAAUCUUCAAUUUUUUAGUCAAUGCACUUUUUGGGCUUCUCCCAAUUCUCGACUUAACUUAAUUCGUCCGCGAAACGUUUCGUUUUCUUACCCUUCUGCAUCGAAACACCCCGAUCUCUCUUUAUCCGUUUCUACGACAACUGACAAUGGGGUUACUGAAAUUGGGUCAGGUUCUAUUGGGUUGGCGGACCAGCUCCGAUUGGGUAGUUUGACUGAAGAUGGGUUGUCUUAUAAGGAAAGCUUUAUUGUGAGGAGUUAUGAAGUUGGGAUCAACAAAACUGCUACUGUUGAAACUAUUGCUAAUCUCUUACAGGAAGUGGGUUGCAACCAUGCACAGAGUGUUGGAUUCUCAACGGAUGGAUUUGCAACAACUCCUACCAUGAGGAAGCUUCAUUUGAUAUGGGUAACUGCUCGCAUGCACAUUGAAAUCUACCGAUACCCAGCUUGGAGUGAUGUGGUUGAGAUUGAGACGUGGUGCCAGGCAGAAGGAAAAAUAGGGACACGACGUGAUUUCAUUCUUAAGGACUAUGCAAACGGUGAAGUUAUUGGACGAGCUACUAGUAAGUGGGUUAUGAUGAACAUGGAUACCAGAAAGCUGGAGAGAGUUACUCCUGAAAUAGCUCAUGAAUAUUUAAUUUAUUGUCCGAAAGAGCUCCGAUUAGCAUUUCCCGAGGAAAACAAUAAAAGUUUGAAGAAAAUAUCAAAGCUGGAAGACCCGGCUCCAUAUUCAAAACUAGGGCUAACGCCCAGAAGAGGUGAUUUGGACAUGAACCACCAUGUAAAUAAUGUCACAUACAUCGGUUGGCUUCUAGAGGGUGUACCUCAAGAACUCAUCGACACCCAUCAGUUGCGAAGCAUCACCUUGGACUACAGGCGAGAGUGUCAACAUGAUGAUAUCGUAGAUUCUCUCACGGGUCCUGAAUCCACGAAUGGUGCUGCACCUGCAUCUAUCUCACCACUCAAUGGAACAAACGGGGCGCUUGCAUCAGCUGGAGACGAAGAAGAAACUGUUCAGUACUUGCAUCUAUUGAGAUUAUCCGGUGAUGGAUCUGAGAUAAAUCGCGGACGCACUGAAUGGAUAAAGAAGGCUUAGAGAUAAUAUCGAUAGAUCCUUUUUUUGUUUCUGUUCUGUUGUUUGUGUCACUAUAUACACCAUUGGAGUAGUGAUUCAGGUUGAUAUCAGAUUUAAGUAAAUUAUCGUUCAUUACAUAAAUGGUAAAUUAGAGCAAGAACAUGUGACCCUUUCGGGCCGAAAUGAAUUUGUAGGUAGCACUUGUUGCAAAUUUAUAGUACCUUCUACUUUGUUUACGAUGUGUUUGGAAGCUUUUUGCAAGAGCUUAAGGG